Cladophialophora psammophila CBS 110553 is the source of this 2055-nucleotide messenger RNA. RefSeq lists its product as uncharacterized. Gene Ontology annotation, cellular component: 90S preribosome. Lineage: Eukaryota; Fungi; Ascomycota; Eurotiomycetes; Chaetothyriales; Herpotrichiellaceae. Bases 1 to 2055 code for a protein of 684 amino acids. Gene Ontology annotation, molecular function: nucleic acid binding; RNA helicase activity; ATP binding. The transcript has a single exon. Gene Ontology annotation, biological process: maturation of SSU-rRNA. The record is from RefSeq and is a predicted model, not a curated record.
AUGGAUGCUCUCAGACUGCUCUCCCGGUCGACCGGCCUAAAAUCAAAAAUUUCGAGAACGUUGCCACAAAAUAUCCCCAGCGCAUCAGGACAAGCACCUGUUCAGGAUGUAUCAGAGCCCAGUACUAGUCGGAAACGGAAAAGAGACUCAGACGCGCCCGAAGGUGAUGAUAAUCAACCAACCAAUUCUAGCCAGCCAUCCGAGUCGGAAAUCCGUCGGAUUCAUAAGAAGCACAAAAUCAAGAUUGUGGAUUUAAACCGGUUUCGAGCCAUCAGCAAAUCGUCCGAAUCAAGAAAGACGCAAAAAGAACAAUCGCGGAUCUUUCCUCAGCCACUCACUUCAUUCGAACAACUGCGUGCUGAUUAUGGAUUGAACGCCGCUCUGGCGAGAAAUAUAUCGGACCAGGCGUAUUUUGAGCCUACGGAAGUUCAGAUCGCAACUCUGCCCUUGCUACUUAUGAUUCCGAAAGAGGAACAAAGAACCGAGCCCAAUCUUUUGACCGUCGCCCCAACAGGGAGUGGAAAGACCCUCGCUUUCCUUAUCCCACUGAUCGAGAAGGUUUCAAGGGCUCAUCGACGCCCUGGGGCCGUGGGCGAAAGACACGUUCGUGCUAUUAUUCUGGCUCCCACUAAAGAGUUGGUCUUCCAAAUUGUCAAUGAGGGGAGGAAGCUGACCGCGAAUACGGGCGUGACUCUCUCAGCAGUAAAGAAAGGCAUGAGACUUUUUGAUGGAUCGACUCAUUCAAAUGUGGAGGAGUCUGGAGAUGAUGCAGAGGUUAAUGGAAGUGAAGAUGUAAAGGUGUCGCCCAAAAGCUCAGCCAUCGUCAAGGCCGACAUCUUAGUCUCGACGCCACUCAGUCUGGUACAUCUUCUUUGUCCGUCUUGGGAAGAAGAUGAAGGCUCACCUCCGCGCCCUCUGCCGAAUGUUGAAAGUCUGAUAUUUGACGAGGCAGAUGUUCUUCUUGAUCCGCUCUUCCGAUCUCAGACGCUUGCCGUUUGGUCCGCAUGCACGUCGCUUUCCCUGAGGGUAAGCAUGUGGUCAGCAACCAUUGGAUCAAAUGUCGAGGAGCUUGCGGUGCAGACCAUUUCAGACCGCCAAAAGAAACUCGAAGUCCCUCGGAGCCAACGCCCGCCACUAAUCCGAACGAUUAUUGGCUUGAAAGACACGAGCUUACCAACCAUUUCGCAUCGACUAGUCUACACCGCAACAGAGUCAGGAAAGCUUCUAGGCAUGCGGCAGUUACUUCAUCCAUCACGGCCAACAUCGAAGGUGAAACGCCAAGAUGAGAACACACCGCCGCCUCGACCACCAUUUCUGGUAUUCACCCAGACGAUAGCUCGGGCCCAAGCAUUGUACAGCGAACUUCAAUAUGACAUUCCUGCUCAGGCUGGUGGUUCAUCGCGAGUGGCAGUGCUUCAUUCUUCUCUCUCCCAGCACGCGCGGUCGUCCAUCAUGCAGAAUUUCCGACAAGGAAAAAUAUGGGUCUUGAUUACUACGGACCUUCUAUCUCGUGGUAUCGAUUUCCGCGGAGUGAACGUGGUUGUGAACUAUGAUAUCCCGACCACUGCUGCUGGAUACGUUCAUCGCGCAGGGAGGACAGGAAGAGGCGGAAGAGAAGGGGGUGCCUGUGUCAGCUUCUACACCAAAGAAGAUAUCGCAUACGUCAAAGGGAUCGCGAACGUGAUUGUCGCCAGUGAGAAAACGCAUAGAACCCCGGCAAAUACUACUCAGAGCUCUGAUGGCACACAAAGCAAGGGAAUAGGUUCAUCCGCGACAUCAGAGAUGAUCCAACCCUGGUUACUCCAUGCUCUUCCGAGCGUCUCAAAAUCGGCAAGAAAGGCCCUAAAAUUACAUGGCGUGGAGUCCCGUCGAGCUAUUCAUGCAGACGAUGACGAAAAAACCAAACGGAUGAAACGGAAAGCGAGGAUUGGGACACAGAGUGGUUACGAGAGGAGAGAAACCAACCGUAAGCGCGGUGCUCUUGAAGGAAGUCUACGAGCAAAGACGAAGGCGCUCCAUCAGAGGGAAAAAGAAGAUUGGGAAGGCUUCGAAUGA